AUGGCCGCGGGCGUGGAGCGGAGCCUGGGCAGCCUCACUGUCUUCAGCCGAGAUGACUUUGAGGACGACUGGCGCCAGGUGGCCAGUGGUGGCUUCAGCCAGGUGUUCCAGGUGCGGCACAAGCGCUGGCUAAUGGAAUAUGCCAUCAAGUGCUCAGCCUGCCUCCAGAAGGAUGCCACCAGCUCUGAUGUGAAUUGUCUCAUUGAAGAAGCAGAAAUGGAGAAGAUCAAGUUUCAGCACAUCGUCUCCAUCUAUGGGUUGUGCAUGCAGCCCCUGGGCAUUGUGAUGAAGUUCAUGGCCAACGGCUCCCUGGAGAAGAUGGUGCCAACCUACAGCCUCUCCUGGCAGCUCAAGAUCUGCAAUCAUGAGACCAGCUAGGCUGUGAACUUCCUUCACAGCAUUCAGCCACCUCUGCUGCACCUGGACCUCAAGCCAGGCAACAUUCUUCUGGACAGCAACAUGCAUAUCAAGAUGUCAGACUUUGGUCUGUCCAAAUGGAUGGAACAGUCAACCCAGAUGCAGUACAUCGAGAGGUUGGCACUGAGGGGUACCCUCAGCUACAUUCCUCCAGAGAUGUUCCUGGAGGGUAACAAGGUGGGGCCCAAAUACGAUGUGUACAGCUUUGGGAUUGUCAUCUGGGACAUCCUCGUCCAGAAGAAGCCAUAUUCAGGCUUCAACAUGAUGACCAUCAUCAUCCAAGUGGCCAUGGGCAUGCGGCCCUCUAUGCAUCCCAUCUUGAACGAGUGGCCGGGUGAGGUCCAGCAGAUGGUGGAUCUGAUGAAGCGCUGCUGGGACCAGGACCCCAAGAAGAGGCCAUCCUUUUCAGACAUCACAGUAGAGACAGACAUGCUGCUGUCCCUGCUCCCGAGCCCUGUCACAGACCCGAAGAGCAAGGCCUUGGCCAGAAAGGUCUCCUGCAAGCCAUCGCUGGACCGGCCCCUAGAGGUCAGUGAGGAAUCCAGCCAGGAGCUAAUGGACAGUGACUCUGGAGACUACUUGAAGCAGGUCUUGCGGCUCUUGGACAGUGAGAGCGUGGUCCCCAGUGAUGAGAACAAGGGCAGCCGCCUCCACUUCCUGGUGGUGCAGGGCAGUGUGGAGCAGGUAAGGCUGCUACUGGCCCACGAGAUGGAUGUGGACUGCCAGACGGCCAGCGGCUACAUGCUUCUUCUCAUCGCUGCACAAGACCAGCAGCUGGACCUGGCUGACGAGGACGGCUGGGCCCUGCUACACUUAGCUGCCCAGAAUGGGGAUGACCGGACAGCUCGCCUGCUCCUGGACCACGGGGCCCAUGCUGAUGCCCAGGAACAUGAGGGCUGGACGUCCCUACACCUGGCUGCACAGAACAACUUAGAGAAUGUGUCGCGGCUCCUGGUCUCCUGUCAAGCUGACCUCAACCUGUGUGAGGCCGAGGGCAAUCCUCCACAUGUGGCCGCCUAUUUUGGCCAUGUCAGCCUGGUCAAGGUGCUCACAGGCCUGGGUGCUGAGUUGAAUGCUCAGCAGAAAAACCUGAGGACACCAUUGCACCUGGCUGUAGAGAGGGGUAGGGUGCGGGCCAUCCAGCACCUGCUGAAGAGUGGGACUGUCCCCGAUGCCCUCGACCAGGGCGGCUAUGGCUCCCUGCACACCGCGGCCGCAAGGGGCAGGUUUCUUAUCUGCAAGGUGCUGCUCAGGUACGGAGCCAGCACCGAGCUGCCCACACAGCGGGGCUGGACACCCCUGCACCUGGCGGCCUACAAGGGCCACCUGGAGAUCAUCCACCUGCUGGCAGAGAGCAAUGCAGACCUGGGGGCUCGAGAGGCCAUGAGCUGGACCCUGCACCUGGCAGCCCGCCAUGCAGAGGAGGUGGUGGUCCCGGCCUUGCUGCAGUGUGGGGCUGACCCCAACGUGGCUGAGCAGUCUGGCUGGACGCCGCUCCACCUGGCAGUCCAAAGAGAAGCCUUCCUGAGUGUCACCAACCUCCUGGAGCACCACGUCAAUGUUCAUGCCUAUAACAGGGUGGGCGGGACAGCUGCCCACCUGGCUGCCCUCAAGGGCAACACGGCCAUCCUCAAAGUAUUGGUCAAGGCCGGCGCCCGGCUGGAUGUCCAGGACGGGGUGGACUGCACCCCCUUGCAGCUGACCCUCAGGAGCCAAAAACAGGGCAUGAUUGCCUUUCUAGAGGACAAGGAGCCUGCUGUACCCAUUCUGGGUGGUGCUGAGCCCAGGGCCCAGAUGGAGGUGUAG
Elephantulus edwardii (Cape elephant shrew) is the source of this 2223-nucleotide messenger RNA. It is a transcript of the gene ANKK1, whose product is annotated as ankyrin repeat and kinase domain containing 1. The record is from RefSeq and is a predicted model, not a curated record. Gene Ontology annotation, biological process: protein phosphorylation. Lineage: Eukaryota; Metazoa; Chordata; Mammalia; Macroscelidea; Macroscelididae. Gene Ontology annotation, molecular function: ATP binding; protein binding; protein kinase activity.